UGCGUGAGUGCGUGGCUCCGAGUCCGACUGAGAGCAAGCGGGGGAUACGACUAUACGAGAGGCGACUUCCACUCCCGUCGCACAGUCGCCGCCGGAGGCCGCGCGCGCCGCCGUCUCGCCACGCUUGCGCGCCCCGCCGCCGCCGGCGCAGCUCGUCGGAAGCACUAGGGUUGCCUUCCGUUCUGGGAUUCGCUUUUCCUCCGACACAGUCCUCAAAUACAGAGGAUUAACUACCAGCAGCGCGAUGAAAUCAUAUAGACUAUCCGAGCUCAGCGACACUGAGGUUAGCGGCCUCAAGGCUCGUCCCCGCAUCGAUUUCUCGUCCAUAUUUGGCACGGUGAAUCCAAUCGUUGAGGAUGUCCGUGUCAGAGGAGAUGCAGCAGUUAAGCACUACACAGAAAAGUUUGACAAGGUCACGCUCGAUGAUGUUGUUGUUCGUGUUAGCGAUCUUCCAGAUGCAGAGCUUGAUCCAGCUGUGAGGGAAGCCUUCGAUGUUGCAUAUGACAAUAUAUAUGCCUUCCAUGUUUCACAAAAAUUACCCGAGAAGACAGUUGAAAAUAUGAAAGGGGUAAGAUGUAAGAGAAUAACAAGGUGCAUUGGUUCUGUCGGGCUGUAUGUCCCAGGUGGCACUGCGGUCUUGCCUUCGACUGCAUUGAUGCUUGCUGUGCCUGCACAGAUUGCUGGAUGCAAAACUAUUGUCCUUGCCACACCACCUAGCCGUGAUGGUAGCAUAUGCAAGGAGGUGCUAUACUGUGCAAAGAAAGCUGGUGUGACACACAUAUUGAAAGCUGGAGGAGCUCAGGCAAUCUCAGCAAUGGCAUGGGGAACUGCAUCGUGCCCAAAGGUUGAGAAGAUUUUUGGGCCUGGUAACCAGUAUGUAACAGCUGCCAAAAUGAUUCUUCAGAACAGUGAAGCUAUGGUAUCUAUAGACAUGCCUGCUGGCCCUUCUGAAGUUUUAGUCAUUGCUGAUAAAUACGCGAACCCAGUUCAUGUUGCUGCUGAUCUGCUAUCUCAGGCAGAACAUGGUCCAGAUAGUCAGGUUGUUCUAGUUAUUGCUGGAGAUGGUGUUAAUUUGGGUGCCAUUGAGGCAGAGGUUAGCAAGCAGUGCAACGCGCUUCCAAGAGGUGAAUUUGCUUCAAAAGCACUUAGCCACAGCUUCACUGUGUUUGCCAAAGAUAUGGUUGAGGCGAUAUCAUUCUCAAAUCUGUAUGCCCCUGAACAUUUGAUCAUCAAUGUAAAGGAUGCUGAGCAGUGGGAGGAGCUCGUUGAGAAUGCAGGGUCAGUUUUCUUGGGCCAAUGGACCCCAGAGAGCGUGGGCGAUUAUGCAAGCGGAACAAACCAUGUCCUUCCAACCUAUGGUUACGCAAGGAUGUACAGUGGUGUAUCACUGAACUCUUUCCUCAAAUACAUUACUGUCCAAUCCCUAACAGAGGAAGGACUGAGAAAGCUGGGUCCAUACGUCGCGAAGAUGGCCGAAGUGGAAGGGCUAGAAGCGCACAAGAGAGCCGUUACCCUUAGGCUGCAAGAGGUUGAGGCCUCUGUAACCGUAUAGCUGCUGUCAUGAUUCAUUUGUAAUGUUCAAAGUCGGUGUGGGAUGUUGGAAUUGAACUAUUGAUCUGGAAUGUUAGAAAGAGGCGUUUCAACUGGUACUACAAAUAAUGCUCAUUGCACUCUGAUAUGUUUCACGAAUAAACAUGAGCAGAACUUAUUGUAUAUGUAGUGUUCUCGCAUUA
Molecule: messenger RNA, 1733 nt
Organism: Sorghum bicolor (sorghum)
Lineage: Eukaryota; Viridiplantae; Streptophyta; Magnoliopsida; Poales; Poaceae
Product: histidinol dehydrogenase, chloroplastic
Exons: 15
Coding region: 245-1552 (435 amino acids)
Biological process (GO): L-histidine biosynthetic process
Cellular component (GO): cytoplasm; chloroplast stroma
Molecular function (GO): metal ion binding; histidinol dehydrogenase activity; NAD binding
Source: RefSeq, a predicted model, not a curated record